This is a messenger RNA of Ramularia collo-cygni, 1083 nucleotides long. RefSeq names its product related to dioxygenases related to 2-nitropropane dioxygenase. The record is from RefSeq and is a predicted model, not a curated record. Gene Ontology annotation, molecular function: nitronate monooxygenase activity. The coding region runs from base 1 to 1083 and encodes 360 amino acids. The transcript has 2 exons. Lineage: Eukaryota; Fungi; Ascomycota; Dothideomycetes; Mycosphaerellales; Mycosphaerellaceae.
AUGGCACCUCUCACAACUAUCCUGACGACCCUCCUGGGCGUUGAGCACCCCAUCAUGUUAGCGGGAAUGGAUCAAGUAGCUGGUCCUAAACUGGCGGCUGCUGUGACUGCUGCUGGUGGUUUCGGAACUGUUGGAGGAGCCCGUUAUACGCCCAAAAUGCUCAGAGACAUGCUCGGCGAAUUGAAAGAAGAGUUGAAGGCGAGAGGCUGCGAGAACGCACCGUUCGGCGUCGAUUUAUUGCUACCUCAGGUCGGUGGCAAUGCUCGGAAAACCAACUAUGACUACACCCACGGCACACUUGGAGAGCUCAUUGAUAUUGUCAUCGAAUAUGGCGCCACUCUUUUCGUCUCAGCCGUCGGAGUCCCCGAGCCCUGGGUAAUCGAGAAGCUCCACAAGGCCAACAUCCUAGUCAUGAACAUGGUUGGACAUCCAAAGCACGUUCACAAGGCGUGUCAGGCAGGUGUCGAUUUGAUCUGCUGUCAAGGUGGCGAGGCCGGAGGCCACACGGGAGAUAUCCCAAGCAUGGUCCUCACCCCAGCAUGCGCCAACAUCUGUGCGCAGUACACAUCCCCGUUGACCAAGAAGCCCGUGACACUUGUCGCGGCAGGCGGGAUCAACGAUGGAAGAAGUGUGGCCGCAGCACUCAUGCUUGGGGCGUCUGGUGUCUGGGUCGGAACUCGUUUCAUUCCGUCCGUGGAAUCCAAAGCUCCUGAUGUGUUCAAAAAGCAGGUCAUAGCUGCUGGGUACGACGAUUGGGUCAAAUUGACAGUCUGGUCCGGAAGGCCACUACGAGCCUUGAGGACUCCUUACUUGACGGACUGGGAGCUGAAUCGACAAGCUGAGAUCAAGGAUCUGACGUCAAGAGGUAUAGUGCCUCUGGUGCACGAGUUGGACAAGUUACACGAGUCCGGAAAGCUGACCGAUGAGAUCGAGGACGGUGCGGCCAUGAGACCGGCCGGCAUCGUGGCUGGUGCUGUGAAUAGGGCCGGCCAGACUGCAGCGGAGAUUGUGAAAGAAAUGGUGGAAGAGGCGAGCAGUACUCUUGACCAGGCGAAACGGAUUACGCAAGGCUCGAAGCYGUAG